GAGUAGCCGAAUUAGAAGGGUGUUGCGGGUUGAAAUCGCACACACUGUAUGUACUGAUACCGAAGCGACAAAUAUGGAUUUAUAUUCCUUCUGAUAUUAAAUUGAAAACGGUAUUUUAUAGAAUUUGAAAUAUUAGUCAGAAGUGGAUUUUGGUGUGUAUUUAUAGAGAGAGAGUUAUCUUGUUUGAAGGUAAAUAUAUGAUUAAUCUUAUCACAAUAACGAAUUUAAUAUGGAUAUCAUGAUAAAUGAAACAUUUACACACGAACCCUGAAAUAGGUAGGUUGAAAAUGCAGAAAUUCACAUUCAUCUGGACGUACAUCCUAGCUUCAAUUUCAAUCACCAAAUCUGAUUAUACUGCUGCUGUUCUUGAAUAUCAACCUAUAAUUUCAACAUCGCCAAAUGCAACUGUAGAAGUAAACCUUGAAGAGUAUGCCAGAUACAUUAACGAUGCUAAGCAGAAUAAAACUGUAAAUAUCAUCGUUUUCCCUGAAUAUGGUUUGACAGGAUUUUUUUCUGACCCAGCACCAUAUGGAAUAGUAAUUCCAAAUCGCAAUGAAGGACCAAACUUCCAGAAUUAUUGGUUGGAAAAACUGUCCAAUGCUGCUAAGGCGAACGAAAUAUAUGUGGUGGUAAACUUGGUGGAGAAAGCUGCAAAUAACAAAAAUGAAACCAUUUACUAUAACACCAAUGUUAUGUUCGAUAGAAGUGGUAAAAUUGGAGCAAAGUACCGCAAAAUAAAUUUGUUCAAUGAACCUCUGUUGACGCCUGGUAACUCUGAUGAAAAUCAAGCCGUUUUUUCAACUGAUUUCGGAGUUACAUUUGGAAUGGUUAUCGGUUAUGAUUUGUUAUUCUACAAUCCUUCAAGGAGCAUUUUGGCCAACUCCUCAGUGGCCGAUGUCAUAUUAUCUUCCGCUUGGUAUUCCGCGUUACCGUUUUAUCAUUCACUGUCAUAUCAUUUGGCGUAUGCUCAAGCAAACAGAGUCAAUUUGCUAGCAUCCAAUUUGAAUUCUUUGGAUAAGGGAGUCAGCGGUUCUGGUAUUUACGGAGCGAAAGGCAAUAUUUUCUCAUACUCUUUACCAGGGACGUCCACUUCCAAAAUGUUGCUUUCCGGUGGUUUGAAUACUCCAAGAGAAGAUUUCGUACCGUUUGACCUAUCUUUGUCAAAAUUCAAUACAUCAAGGGUGUUUGAGGGCAACCGCUACAAAUUCCAGACACUCAACUUGACUUCUGACAGUGUGGUCCAACAAAAAGUUUGCUAUGGUUUGUUUUGCUGUCAAGUCAAUCUGACUAUGGGGACAGAAGUGAAUUCCUCCGAGGUUUACCAAUUGAUGGCUUAUACUGGCUCUCUUCGUCUGAUGGACAAAACCUUACCUUUCGUUCGAAUCUGCGCCCUUUUGGCCUGCGAAUCCACCGAUCCUAGGACUUGCGGCAACAGUGCGGCCAGCUCUUCCACCAAAUUUGAGAAUAUCUCCGUGACAACCGAUGUUUGUCUAGGCCAAAAGGAUUUCUUCCAGCCUCUUUAUUUGACUACGGACCUCCUGCCUAUUUACAAUACUCGUUACGAGAGUAUUAUAAAGAAAUAUUGUACUCGUUUGACUCUGAGUACCUCCAGAGAGCAGAAGAACGUCCUGGCUUUCGGAUUUUAUGGUAGUGGGGGGGCUAUGCUGAAUUUCAGUUGUUUUGUGGUCAGUUUUAUGGUGAUUGUAACUUAUUUCAUUUAAACAUAGGAGAAUUGAGUUUG
Phaedon cochleariae (mustard beetle) is the source of this 1741-nucleotide messenger RNA. NCBI's taxonomy places the organism in Eukaryota, Metazoa, Arthropoda, Insecta, Coleoptera, Chrysomelidae. The record is from the annotation of a GenBank genome assembly.